Molecule: messenger RNA, 1840 nt
Organism: Gadus chalcogrammus (walleye pollock)
Lineage: Eukaryota; Metazoa; Chordata; Actinopteri; Gadiformes; Gadidae
Product: transmembrane protein 106B-like
Exons: 8
Coding region: 128-919 (263 amino acids)
Source: RefSeq, a predicted model, not a curated record
CUCGCACAUGCGCUGUUUGCUCGCCAUACUAACAACAGUAAACACACAACACGUCCAUGAGUAACGUUAACGCUGCUGCUGACCGCCAUUAAGCUUGACUAUUAAACGGCCGCAUAUCGGUGUGGCUAUGGGGAAGUCCUUCUCCCUCUUUGCUAAGCAUUCAUGCAGCGGCGAUAGAACUCUUCUGGAAGAUGAGGCCAAGGAUGAGGACGGUGAAGGGAAGGAUGUGUCCCAGUUCCCCUAUGUGGAGUUCACUGGGAGGGACAGCGUCACCUGCCCCACGUGUCAAGGGACUGGGAGGAUUCCCAGAGGCCAGGAGAAUCAGCUGGUUGCAUUGAUUCCAUACAGCGACCAACGGCUGAGACCCAGACGAACGAAGCUGUAUGUGACGGCCUCGGUGCUGGUGUGUCUGCUGCUGUCCAGCCUGGCCGUGUUCUUCCUGUUCCCCCGCACCAUCGACGUGUCCCACGUGGGGGUCAAGUCGGUGUUCGUCAACUACGACCAGGAGAAGCGCAUCGUGUACCUCAACAUCACGAACACCCUGAACAUCACCAACAACAACUACUACUCCGUGGAGGUGGCCAACAUCACGGCCCAGGUGCAGUUUGCCAAGACGGUGAUCGGAAAGUCUCGCAUCAACAACAUCACGGCCAUCAGCCCGCUGGACAUGAAGCAGAUCGAUUACAUGGUGUCGACGGUUCUGGCGGAUGAGAUGAGCUACAUGUAUGACUACUGCACUCUGCAGUCCAUCAGGGUGCACAACAUCGUGGUCAUGAUGCAGGUGAUGGUCACCACCACGUACUUCGGCCACGCCGAGCAGGUGUCCAUGGAGAUGUACCAGUACGUGGACUGCGGUGGAAACACCACAUCUAACCACGGGAUGAGCAUACCGGCCAGCUUGUUCCAGCCUUCCCAGUGAACCCGUCCCCGUCCCCGUCCCCGUCCCCGUCACCGGCUGCAGCACUCCAUGGCCCCCCGGUGUCAUCAUCCUCCCUCAUCCUCUCGUUCAUUUAUUCAUUCGAUCCUCAACCCUGACUUAACGUUUGUGUUGGUCGUGCAGGCCCGUUGUGAAGGCAGCUGGCAACAGGAACCAAUAGAAAAGCAGGAUGAUUCUAAACUUGAACGCACAUACUAUUUUACAAGCUAGAGAGAAUGCACCUGAGGCUGCAAAUAAAUCCACGUGGCGUCCCUCCGACGACGUGCUUUGGGUAUAAACUACUGAUUAGCGCGUUCCAGCACAAAUUGAUAAGAUUGUUGAAAGGUUCGUUAUUCCAUUUUUGAGCCUAAAUAGAAUUGCACACUGGGCUGUUCAAGCAUAAAGCUUUUGUUUUUUGUUAACCUUGUAUAAGCUUUUCCCCUUUCUAGGGAGCACCUUGUUAACACACUUUCUAUGUUGAAGCUGCUUCAGCCUUGGGCUAUAGCUUUCGUUCAGCAGCUUGGUGGUUAUGUUUAAGUAUUGACGCCAGGGCCAUUAAGAUUUAACUCAAGCCUGUAUACUAAUAUUAUUAUUAUUAUUAUUAUUAUUGAUACGAGUGACUUAACCCAUUGGAAAGGAUGAUAAUCACUUUAAUUUAUGACUACUACUAAAACUACUUCAUUCACGUAAACGCGCGCAUGUCAACAUGCAUUGUUUUAACAUUUAUAUUUGAAAAAGGAAAGUAUUAUUUUUUUGUGUAGGAGUCUUAACCAAUUUGCUUCGGACUGGAAAUCACAUUUGUAUAUCACCUUUACAAGAUUGUACCAAGUUAAUAAUAUAUUAAAUGCACAUGGAUAAAUACCUUAUUUUCAUCUCAACAAGUGAAUGCCCAUGUAGCAUGUCAUUCAGUUUAAUUUAUUUAUU